Messenger RNA from Cuscuta campestris, 796 nucleotides. The record is from the annotation of a GenBank genome assembly. Lineage: Eukaryota; Viridiplantae; Streptophyta; Magnoliopsida; Solanales; Convolvulaceae.
CCGAGAAGCUUGAAAGAAGUGCAACACAUUACGGGGUGACUUGAUCACAACACUGAACAUAUUCGAACUUCUGUGGGUGGGUGGGUUUCUGACACACUGUGGGUGGAACUCGAUAAUGGAGAGUCUCAACUUCUCCGUCCCGAUCAUCGCCAUGCCCAUCCACCUUGAUCAAGCCAUGAACACUAAGUUUCUAGUGGAGAAGGGCCUGGCAAUAGAGGUCACGAGGGACGGAGGAGGAAGGUUUUCAAGGACGGCAAUAGCUAGGGCGGUGGAGGAGGCUUUUAGUGGGAAGAGAAGUGAGGCAUUGAAGAUGAGGGUUAAGGACAUGAGCAUUAGGUUAAAGAUGAAACGGAGAGAGGAGAUGGACAAUGCUGCGCAGGAAUUGAGAAAACCUUGUGCCGAGAUAGAGAAAGUGUAGUUCGAUUUAAAUUAUUUACAACCAAUUGCCAAAUAAUCGUACUUCCUCAAUUUUCUUCCCAUUUGAGCUUAUUGAUCGGUGUUGUUAAGGUUUUUCAAUGCACAUUGGAUAAAACAAUAUACAUGAUAUGCACAUAUUUUAUACACUUUUUAAGCAUAUUUUGAAGGAGUUUUGAGUCCCAAUUGAAUUUAAUGUUUAUAUUUUAUUUCAAUUUUCCAUUUUAUUUGUGUAGAGCGGUCCUAUGCUUGGUUUUAUAUGUUUUGUAGGUAUUUUGAGGCCAUUUGGACGCAUUGAGAACAAUUUCAAGAACGGAAAAUAAACAUGGAAGUUUGGGACCAAAAUAAAUUGAAGAGAAUUGAAGAAAAGAAGGAAACAAAU